Molecule: messenger RNA, 3464 nt
Organism: Carlito syrichta (Philippine tarsier)
Lineage: Eukaryota; Metazoa; Chordata; Mammalia; Primates; Tarsiidae
Gene: SRF
Product: serum response factor
Exons: 7
Coding region: 66-1151 (361 amino acids)
Biological process (GO): positive regulation of transcription by RNA polymerase II
Molecular function (GO): protein dimerization activity; DNA-binding transcription factor activity, RNA polymerase II-specific; RNA polymerase II cis-regulatory region sequence-specific DNA binding
Source: RefSeq, a predicted model, not a curated record
CGGUGACCGCCGCGGUGAGCGGGGCCAAGCCGGGUAAGAAGACUCGGGGCCGCGUGAAGAUCAAGAUGGAGUUCAUCGACAACAAGCUGCGGCGCUACACGACCUUCAGCAAGAGGAAGACGGGCAUCAUGAAGAAGGCAUAUGAGCUGUCCACGCUGACAGGGACACAGGUGCUGUUGCUGGUGGCCAGUGAGACAGGCCAUGUGUAUACUUUUGCUACGCGCAAACUGCAGCCCAUGAUCACCAGUGAGACCGGCAAGGCACUGAUUCAGACCUGCCUCAACUCGCCAGAUUCUCCACCCCGCUCAGACCCCACAACAGACCAGAGAAUGAGUGCCACUGGCUUUGAAGAGACAGAUCUCACCUACCAGGUGUCCGAGUCUGACAGCAGUGGGGAGACCAAGGACACAUUGAAGCCGGCGUUCACGGUCACCAACCUGCCAGGUACCACAUCUACCAUCCAAACAGCACCCAGCACCUCUACCACCAUGCAAGUCAGCAGCGGCCCCUCCUUUCCCAUCACCAACUACCUGGCACCAGUGUCUGCUAGCGUCAGCCCCAGCGCUGUCAGCAGUGCCAACGGGACUGUGCUGAAGAGUACAGGCAGCGGCCCUGUUUCCUCUGGGGGCCUUAUGCAGCUGCCUACCAGCUUCACCCUCAUGCCUGGUGGGGCAGUGGCCCAGCAGGUCCCAGUGCAGGCCAUUCAGGUGCACCAGGCCCCACAGCAAGCGUCUCCCUCUCGUGACAGCAGCACAGACCUCACGCAGACCUCCUCCAGCGGGACAGUGACGCUGCCCGCCACUAUCAUGACGUCAUCCGUGCCCACAACUGUGGGUGGCCACAUGAUGUACCCUAGUCCCCAUGCGGUGAUGUAUGCCCCCACCUCGGGCUUGGCUGAUGGCAGCCUCACCGUGCUGAAUGCCUUCUCCCAGGCACCAUCCACCAUGCAGGUGUCCCACAGCCAGGUCCAGGAGCAAGGUGGCGUCCCCCAGGUCUUCCUGACAGCACCAUCAGGGACAGUGCAGAUCCCUGUUUCUGCAGUUCAGCUUCACCAGAUGGCUGUGAUAGGGCAGCAGGCCGGGAGCAGCAGCAACCUCACCGAGCUACAGGUAGUGAACCUGGACGCCGCCCACAGCACCAAGAGUGAAUGAUCCGCCCGCCGCCCUGGACAGAUGGCCCAAGGGACGGCACCACUUAUUUAUUGUUGCCUUUUCACAUUUUCUUUACACACAUGUUGACGGGCCGCAGGAUGGAGGCGGGGAGGAGAAGCGGGCAGCCACCGGACUGAGCCCUCUCACUCCAGCCAAAGAAAUGGGCCUGCCUGCCUCCACCCGUCCUCCCUCACCCUCCCCUCCUUCCGCCUCCACCUCCCAUUUCUGUUGAUGGUGGGGCUGUCCGCCCUCAUCAAACUCCCCUCACCAGCUUGGCUCGAUGUUUGCCAUGAGUAUUAGCUUACCCAAUGGGACCGUGCCCCACCUUCCCACACACAGGCCUUCUGUGGGACUGGGCACCAUGUCCUCCCCUGAGGAGGCAGCGAGGGUCCUUUCUCCAGCCUCCUUGCUGACCUCAGGUCAGCCCUGUGUCUGCCACAGGCUGGGUCAAAAGAGCCCUGUCCCUGCCCCUCAGGGAGCCAGCUAGGGAGAUGAGGGCUUCUUCCCUCAUGCUGCCGCCCUCUGCCCCUUCAGCUCCUGAGUAGCUGGGCCUGUGCACUGGGCAGGUUCCUGGGGCCGCCUGUCCUGUCUUGCCGCUCCCCUUGGACCUCCUGGUUGCAGGGAACCACCAGCGUUCUCUUCUUCCCUUUGUCUUCCCCCCCCCAGCUGCUUUACUUAAAGUUGAUUUUGAACUUUUUAUUUGAGGAGACGAAGUGAAAACAAAUCUAUAAAUAUAUAUUUUUAAAAUAUUUAACUUUUUUUUAUGGCGUUUUUCUCAUCCCCCUCCCUGCCCAAAUCCCCUUCCCUGGGGAGCCCUUGGGCUCCCCAGAACUGGCUGGGCCCCUGGGGACAGAGCCACCCCAAGAGCUCGGGGUCCACCAGUGUGGUGGGGAGAUUCUGGGAUUGCCCGGUCCUGGGUUGUUGCCAGGAGAAAGCCGGGGGAGGGGCCCUCAGGCCAUGCCCCAACGGGGUAGGGAGGGUGACCCACAGCUCUGGGCCUCUUUUUGUCCUUUAGGGCUGUUGCUAGGGAGAGGGAAAAGGGAGACCAAAUGUGGGGGUGGGAGUGGGAGGGUGUCAGGUAUAGGCAACUGACUUCAUUUGUGCCACACGCAUGGGCAUUGCAGCCUUGUGCUCCCCCAGGCCUGUAGCUGCCUGGGGCCCAAGUUGCAGUGAGCAAGGUGGGGUCUGGGAGGGGGUGAGAGGCAGGAAGGGGGUCAGAAGAAGUGGGAGCAGCUCUUGGGCUGAGUGCAGCGAUUGGGGAGCCAGAAAUGGGCAGCUCUCCCAGGGAGUGAGCAGCUACUGUAACUUUUUUAAAUUAAGACAAAAAGCCUUGAAGAAAAUGACUUUAUUUUUCUAAGUGUAACCUCAGUAUUUAUGUAAUUUGUACAGGGGCCAUGCCCCACCCCCCUCUGCCCCCUUUGGGGUAGACCUUGAGGGUGGACCAGUAUAAGGGGGAGGGUCUUUUACCCUGUGUCAGAGCCUACCUUCACCACCUAUAUCCAGAAAGGGAGCUUUUUCAGAAACAGGGCAACAGUCGGGGUGGAGUUUUAUUAACCUGUGACUGCCUUCAGUAGGAACAAGCUUACUUCUGUGAUUAGGUGAAGGGGUGGGGGAAGAUUUUACGCACAGCCUAGUUAUCAAGGGGAUGAUUUGCCGACAUAUUUGAGAACCCCCUAACCUCUAUCCCCCAUUGCUGUCUUGCCCCAGUUUGGGGUGCCAAGAUGGAAGUCACUUUUCUGGCUUUCUCCUGGAGAUAGCUGGGGCUUAUGGGUGGCUUUCAAGGCUGGGGCAUGGCAAAUCAGGGGCCAGAGAGUGGGGGAGCUUGGGACUCAGGUCUGUAACUGCCCAGCCCCUUUUCUCUGCUCUUGUUUCACUCCACCACUACUCACUCACUCCCCACUUCCCAUCCUUGGGAGGAGAUGUUGAUGAAUUCCUCCUCUCCUUCCCACAAGAGACAGACCCAGUGAGUGAAUCAGGCAAAGUGCUUAUAAUGUGUGUUGUGUGAGCGUGGCCUUGGAAGAACAUGCGUGUGUCAGGGAUGAGGUGGCAUUUUUAUGUGCAGCGAUCCUUGGUGUUUCCCUUCCUCGGUGGCUCUGGGGUGUGUGUGUGUUUGUGUGUGUGUGUGUUUGUGUGUGUGUGUGUGCACCCGAGUGAAUGUGUGUGUGUGAAUGUGGGUGUGUAUGUCAGUGGUUUCUACUUGUCCUGGGAUGCUGACCCAGGAAUAGUGGACAUGGUCACAGUCCUAUGUACAGAGCUUUCUUUUGUAUUAAAAAAAAUACUCUUUCAAUAAAUGUAUCAUUUUUGUGCACAGAC